AGCAAACGAGCGAAAAAUUCUGACAUAUUUUUGGUCUUUGGAGAAAUUUUAAUUCUACCACAAAAGCUCGGGUUUCAAAUCCGUUUUUAGUUGUUUGUUAUCUGCAGUAAACAAUGCUCUAUUUCCUUCUGGACUACGUCAGUCAUUGAAUAGAUCAAGAAUUAUAUAUUGUAAAACUGUUAUAUUACGAGACUGCACGAUCAUGGCUGCCACCAUUGGUGUGACGAAAAUCGUGGAUGAAUUGGGCGAAGAAGUUAUGAAGAAUUUCUUCAACUUCUUGAAUGUUUGCCCUCAUCCGGAUGGUGAUGGAAAACUGAAGUACCUGGAGCAGGUCCGUAAUCUGGCGCUGCCUGACCGAUCGUCUCUGCACAUCGACUACGAAGAUAUGGAACGCUACAUCAAAGAAACUUCCGAAACCCUGGCUGCUGAUUAUUACAGAGUGAUGCCGUAUCUAGUUCGUGCCGUUCGUCGAUAUUACGAAGAGACAUUUGAGAAUGAGCUGAAAAAAGAAAUAACGCUGGAUAUCAAAAAUUAUCCAACUCAAUGGGAUAUGAGAAAGCUGCGAGCGGAUAAAGUUGGUGGAUUGGGCAUCAUCACUGGUCAGGUGGUGCGUACUCAUCCUGUCCAUCCGGAACUGGUAGCCGGGACAUUCCGCUGCCUGGAAUGCCAGACAGUCAACUACAACAUCACGCAGCAGUACAAGUACACUCUGCCAACAGUGUGUCGUAAUCCCGUUUGCUCCAAUCGGUCGCGAUUUUCCUUGGACAUAAGGAAUUCGAAGUUUAUCGACUUUCAGAAAAUCCGUAUACAGGAAAUGCAGGACGAAUUACCCAGAGGAGCGAUUCCUCGCACAGUGGAAGUCAUUCUGCGAGCGGAGUGUGUUGACUUAGUCCAGCCGGGCGACCGCGUUAAGGUCACGGGAACUCCGAUUGUCGUGCCGGACGUUGGACAGUUAGCUGUGCCAGGUGCGAGAGCCGAAACCUCCAAUAAACACCGGCAAACUGAAGCGUCCCAUUUGGAGGGCGUUCGUGGACUGAAAGCGCUGGGUGUUCGUGAUCUCACCUACCGAAUGGCAUUCUUGGCCUGCCACAUCGAAUCUGCUUCUCCGGGAUUGGAUGGUGCGCAUGUUAAUCGUGAAAACCGUGAAGUCACCAUUGAAGAUCUCAAAAAGGAGAUGACGCCAGCUGAGAUCGAGAAGGUGAUGGAAAUGGGCAAUGAUCCGCGUAUCUACGACCACUUGCUGGAUAGCAUGUUUCCAACCAUUUACGGAAGCGAAGAAGUGAAGAAAGGCAUUUUGUUAAUGUUAUUUGGCGGUGUCGGAAAACAAACCAAAGAAGGCACACAUUUACGAGGUGACAUCAACGUGUGCAUUGUCGGUGAUCCUAGUACUGCUAAGAGCCAGCUGCUCCGACAAGUUACGGAUUUCGUGUCUCGUGCUGUUUAUACUAGCGGUAAAGCUAGCACUGCCGCUGGUUUAACUGCUGCGGUUGUUAAAGACGAAGAAUCCCAUGAAUUUGUUAUCGAAGCUGGAGCGCUUAUGUUGGCCGACAACGGGGUAUGCUGCAUUGAUGAAUUUGAUAAAAUGGAUUACAAAGACCAAGUAGCUAUCCACGAAGCCAUGGAACAGCAGACCAUUUCCAUUACGAAGGCUGGUGUUAAGGCUACACUGAACGCCCGCACAUCCAUCCUAGCAGCGGCCAAUCCGAUUAAUGGUCGCUACGACAAGAGCAAAUCUCUUCGACAGAACAUUACCUUAUCAGCUCCUAUUAUGUCUCGUUUCGACUUGUUUUUCGUUCUCAUUGACGACUGUGAUGAGAAUGCUGAUGUCGAAGUGGCCAGGCGUAUUGUUGAUUUACAUCGCGAUCGACUGGCUGAAGAGCAUCGAACCUAUUCUCUCAGUGAAGUCCGGAAGUACAUUACUUUUGCAAGACAAUACAAACCCAGGCUCGAUCGAGAAGCCAAACGCUUGCUGGUGGAUGAAUACGUUCGCAUGCGGCGAACCGAUGCAAAUGCCACAACAAAAUCUGCAUGGCGUUUCACUGUGCGCCAACUGGAAAGCAUGAUCCGACUGGCAGAAGCCAAGGCUAGGCUGCAUUGCCGAGAUUGGGUCACUGCCCAGAAUGUCCAGGAGGCUGCGCGUUUGAUCGAAAAGUCAAUUGUGCAUGUCGAACAGGCUGACUUAGAGAUCGACGAGGGAAUUCACGAUUACAACAGAGAAGAUGGUUUGGAAGAGCAUGGCAACCCAGAAAUUUCAGAAGGUGCAGAUGCACCUAUGGAUGUGCAGCCAGCGGAUGGCCAAGCUCCACCACAGAAGUUCACGUUGACUUACGAGGCAUACCACAACAUUGCCACGGCUAUCAUCGCUUAUUUGAAAAAUGAGGAAGAAAAGAUUGAUGUGGGACUUGACGGGGAAAAUCGGAAAAGUGAUGUCGUCCGGUGGUUCAUGCAAAAAUUUGAGCCUCACGUCACGGCCGACGAGUUCAUUGUCAAAACGGAUCGGUUGAACAAGAUCUUGAAUCACAUGGCCAAGGUGGACCAUGUGAUAAUGUUUAUUCAACAAGGAACCAUUGGUGCGGAAGCGGCGGACGGCGACCAGCAGGGUCCGGCGGAGGAUAACCCGAUUAUCAUCGUCCAUCCCAAUUAUCAUUAUACUGAUGACCAGUAGUUGUGAAAGUAAAUUGGUCAUUGCAUGUGUUUGCCUUUUUCAGACAAGCCGCUUUCGUAUACGUCAGUUGCACUUGCCGUGUUAUUGUCUUGAUUGUUAGAUUUUUGCGUGUUUUACUAAUUAUACCGAUCCGUUACGCUGUCACCAAUACAACUUCCGCUGUACUUGUCAUGGUCUGGAGAUACGCUCUUUUUGGUUAUGACGGUAUGUAUUGUGGAUAGCGCUUAUCUGUACGGGAAGUAUGGUUUCAGAUUUAACAUCAACGUAUAAGAUCCGAUA
Molecule: messenger RNA, 2944 nt
Organism: Paramacrobiotus metropolitanus
Lineage: Eukaryota; Metazoa; Tardigrada; Eutardigrada; Parachela; Macrobiotidae
Product: DNA replication licensing factor Mcm6-like
Exons: 13
Coding region: 203-2665 (820 amino acids)
Biological process (GO): mitotic DNA replication; double-strand break repair via break-induced replication; DNA replication initiation
Cellular component (GO): MCM complex; nucleus
Molecular function (GO): ATP binding; single-stranded DNA binding; single-stranded 3'-5' DNA helicase activity
Source: RefSeq, a predicted model, not a curated record